Messenger RNA from Dipodomys ordii (Ord's kangaroo rat), 3060 nucleotides. RefSeq names its product adaptor-related protein complex 3, beta 2 subunit (gene Ap3b2). Gene Ontology annotation, biological process: vesicle-mediated transport; anterograde synaptic vesicle transport; intracellular protein transport. Bases 38 to 3058 code for a protein of 1006 amino acids. Lineage: Eukaryota; Metazoa; Chordata; Mammalia; Rodentia; Heteromyidae. The transcript is spliced from 24 exons. Gene Ontology annotation, cellular component: AP-3 adaptor complex; membrane coat. The record is from RefSeq and is a predicted model, not a curated record.
UCUUGUGCCUCCUGCCAGGCACGAUGACCUCAAGGAGAUGCUGGACACCAACAAGGACUCACUCAAGCUGGAGGCCAUGAAGAGAAUCGUGGCGAUGAUUGCCCGUGGGAAGAAUGCUUCAGACCUGUUUCCCGCUGUGGUGAAGAACGUGGCCUGUAAGAACAUAGAGGUGAAGAAGCUCGUCUACGUGUACCUGGUGCGCUAUGCCGAGGAACAGCAAGACCUGGCCCUGCUGUCCAUCUCCACCUUCCAGCGCGGCCUCAAGGAUCCCAACCAGCUGAUCCGCGCCAGCGCCCUGCGCGUGCUCUCCAGCAUCCGGGUGCCCAUCAUAGCGCCCAUCAUGAUGCUGGCCAUCAAGGAGGCCGCCUCGGACAUGUCUCCCUAUGUGCGGAAAACAGCUGCCCAUGCCAUCCCCAAACUCUACAGUUUGGACUCUGACCAGAAGGACCAACUGAUAGAAGUCAUCGAGAAGCUGCUGGCGGACAAGACCACGCUGGUGGCGGGCAGCGUGGUGAUGGCGUUUGAGGAGGUGUGCCCCGAGCGCAUUGACCUGAUUCACAAAAACUACCGCAAGCUGUGCAACCUGCUGAUCGACGUGGAGGAGUGGGGGCAGGUGGUCAUCAUCAGCAUGCUCACCCGCUACGCGCGCACGCAGUUCCUGAGCCCCACGCAGAACGAGUCCCUGCUAGAGGAGAGUCCGGAGAAAGCCUUCUACGGCUCUGAGGAGGACGAGGCCAAGGGUCCAGGGUCGGGAGAGGCGGCCACCGCCGCGCUGCCCGCCCGCAAACCCUACGUCAUGGACCCGGACCACCGGCUGCUGCUGCGCAACACGAAGCCGCUGCUGCAGAGCCGCAGCGCCGCGGUGGUCAUGGCGGUGGCGCAGCUCUACUUCCACCUGGCGCCCAAGGCCGAGGUGGGCGUCAUCGCCAAGGCGCUGCUGGAAGUGCUGACCAACCUGGCCAACGAGACCAACAUCCCUACUGUCCUGCGGGAGUUCCAGACCUACAUCCGCAGCAUGGACAAAGACUUCGUGGCUGCUACGAUCCAGGCCAUUGGCCGCUGUGCAACCAACAUCGGCCGAGUCCGAGACACCUGCCUCAAUGGUUUGGUGCAGCUCCUGUCCAACCGCGAUGAGCUUGUGGUGGCAGAGUCGGUGGUGGUCAUUAAGAAGCUGCUGCAGAUGCAGCCGGCACAGCACGAGGAGAUCAUCAAACACUUGGCGAAGCUCACAGACAACAUCCAGGUGCCCAUGGCCCGAGCCAGCAUCCUGUGGCUCAUUGGGGAGUACUGUGAACACGUCCCCAAGAUCGCACCUGAUGUGCUGAGGAAAAUGGCCAAGUCGUUCACGGCAGAGGAGGACAUCGUCAAGCUGCAGGUCAUCAACCUGGCGGCCAAGCUCUACCUGACCAACUCGAAGCAGACCAAGCUGCUGACCCAGUACGUGCUGAGUCUAGCCAAGUACGACCAGAACUACGACAUCCGAGACCGGGCGCGCUUCACCCGGCAGCUCAUUGUCCCUUCGGAGCAGGGCGGGGCCUUCAGCCGCCAUGCCAAGAAGCUCUUCCUGGCCCCCAAGCCGGCCCCGGUCUUAGAGUCAUCUUUCAAAGAUCGAGACCACUUCCAGCUGGGCUCUCUGUCCCACCUGCUCAACGCCAAGGCCACGGGCUACCAGGAGCUCCCAGACUGGCCGGAGGAAGCCCCAGACCCGUCAGUGCGGAAUGUGGAGGAAGAAGACCUCUCCCUUAUUGAGACACGCGUGGGCCUGCUGGGCGGAUACACCGAGGUGCCCGAGUGGACCAAGUGCUCGAGCCGGGAGAGGAGGAAGGAGAAGGAGAAGCCCUUUUACUCCGACUCCGAGGGGGAAUCUGGCCCCACCGAGUCUGCAGACAGCGAGCCUGAGUCUGAGAGCGAGUCAGACAGCGAGAGUGGCUCCGGGGCAUCCAGCAGUGAGUCGGACAACGAAGACCAGGACGAGGACGAGGAGGAGGACAAAGGGAGAGGCAGUGCGAGCGAACAGAGUGAGGGCGAGGGAGAAAAGACGAAGAAGAGGAAGAAGGGGUCCGAGGGCGCCGGAGAAGGCUCUUCCUCCGACGAUGACAGCGACUCCAGCAGCGACUCCUCAGAGUCCGAGGAGACGUCAGAGACAGAGGAGGAGCAGGCAGAAGCCGCCGCAUGGAGGAGGAAAACACCCCCCAGCAGCAAAAGCACCCCUGCAGCCAAGGAGAUCUCCCUGCUUGAUCUGGAGGACUUCACGCCUCCCAGCGUCCAGCCUGUGUCUCCCGCCACGGUUGUGUCUGCCAGUCUGGUUGCUGACCUUGAGGGCCUGACGCUCACAGACUCCUCUCUGGUGCCCUCGCUGCUGAGCCCGGUGUCCAGCGCAGGAAGGCAGGAGCUGCUGCACCGCGUGGCCGGCGAGGGCCUGGCUGUGGACUACGCCUUCAGCCGCCAGCCUUUCUCCGGGGACCCGCACAUGGUGUCUGUGCACAUCUAUUUCUCCAACAGCUCCGACACACCCAUUCGGGGGCUGCGUGUGGGCACCCCCAAACUGCCUGCUGGCAUCAGCAUCCAGGAAUUUCCAGAAAUCGAGUCGCUGGCACCUGGAGAGUCUGCAACGGCUGUCCUGGGCAUUAAUUUCUGCGAUUCCACCCAAGCUGCCAACUUCCAGCUGUGCACCCAGACCCGACAGUUCUACGUCUGCAUUCAGCCUCCCGUUGGGGAGCUGAUGGCCCCUGUGUUCAUGAGUGAGAACGAGUUCAAGAAGGAGCAGGGAAAGCUGAUGGGCAUGAACGAGAUCACAGAGAAGCUGGUGCUGCCGGACUGCUGCUGGAGCGACCACGCCGUGGUGCAGCGGGUGACCGCCACCGCCCACCUGGGCCGCGUGCCCUGCGGGACCUCGGAGGAGUACAGGUUUGCAGGCCGGACGCUGAGCAGCGGAAGCCUGGUCCUGCUCACUCUGGACGCCCGGCCGGCGGGAGCUGCCCAGCUCACCGUCAACAGCGAGAAGAUGGUGAUAGGCACCAUGCUGGUGAAGGAUGUGAUUCAGGCUCUGACCCAGUGAUG